AUGCGCUGGGCGCCCCCGCUGCCGCGGCUGCUGUGGGCGCUGGGCGGGCUGGCGCUGCUGGGCCCGGCGCCGGCGGCCGAGGCGAUGUGGUCGGCGUGGCUGAACGUGUCGUGGACGCUGCCCGGCAGCAACGAGAGCGACUGGGACGCGUCGGGCGGCGGCCUCUUCGGGCAGGACUCGCCGCUGCGCCGCGUCGCCGGGCCGGUGGUGGCGGCGCAGCCGGGGCCCGACGGCCGCCGCGACGCCUGCGCCGCGCCCGCCAACUUCAGCGGCGCGCCCGGCGCCUCCGCCGCCUGGCUGGCCCUGGUGCAGCGCGGCGGCGGCUGCACCUUCAGCGACAAGAUCCAGGCGGCCGCCCGGCACGGGGCCGCCGCCGCCGUCAUCUACAACGCCGCCGGCGGGACCGGCACCGAAGUCCAGCCCAUGAGCCACCCCGGUACAGGAGACACCGUUGCCAUUAUGAUUAGUUAUUCGAAAGGCAAAGAAAUCCUUCGCCGGAUUGAAAAAGGCUACCACGUGACGAUGGUUAUUGAGGUGGGGAAAAAGGCCGGAUCGUGGAUGAAUAACUACUCCAUCUUCUUCGUUUCUGUGUCCUUCUUCAUUGUCACAGCGGCCACUGUGGGGUACUUCAUAUUUUAUUCUGCUCGAAGGCUGCGGCUUGCAAGGGCUCAGAACAGGAGACAGAGGCGGCUGAAAGCAGAUGCCAAGAAGGCUAUUGGACAGCUUCAGCUGCGCACGUUGAAACAGGGAGACAAGGAAACUGGUCCUGAUGCCGAUAACUGUGCUGUGUGUAUCGACGCCUACAGGCCAAACGACGUUGUGAGAAUCUUAACGUGCAAUCAUCUCUUCCACAAAACCUGUAUCGAUCCGUGGCUGCUGGAGCACAGGACCUGCCCCAUGUGUAAAUGUGACAUACUCAAAGCUCUGGGAAUUGAGGUGGAUAUAGAAGACCAAGGGGAGUCUUUCCAAGUGCCUGUGUCCAGUGAAGCACCCAACACCACUUCAGCCAACGAAGAGGAUAAUCAUAGUGAGACGGCGUCAUCCGGAUAUGCCUCCGUCCAGGGAACUGAAGAGCCGCCUGGGGAGGAACCGGCCCCUUCAGAGAAUGACCACCUCCGCCUUGUGAGCAACGCAUCCCAACCUCCCCCUGUAGACGUGCUUCCACAUCUUGACAAUCCAGGCUUUGAGGCAGAUGAAGUACAAGUGCAUGAAGCAAAGUCCUAAACAGCUGUUGUACUAAGACUCCUCUCCACUUGACAUACCGGCCUCAAACAAAGACGAAAGUGAUAAUAAGGCGGAUGUAGCAGCAACGUUGCCUUUGCUAUUAAUGCCCAAUGACAUUAAGUGACCUGCCCGUUAAAUUUAUUUCCUUGUGGGUUUGUUUUAGUACAGAUCUUUCCUUCCAGGAGACCAGGGAAGACAAAAUCUUCACACACAGCCCAUCUGAGCACAACCACUUCUUCAUACAGUGGGAUUUCAUUUGUUCAACCUACAAAAACAUAACACUGUACAUUUUUUAGGGGGAAAAGUCUACUAGUUUUUAAUUAACUCUCUUAACUGAGUGAGCUUUCUUGAGCAUUUGGUUUAUAUAACCACAAGGGUGUGUUACUUCUCAGGAUCGGUCUGGAUGAAUAUGUGUUUAAAUAACGUAGAGUGGCCUUAGAUUCAGUCCUUAAACUCUGGGGUUCGCCUCUUGCUGCAUUACGUACUAGACCAAACAAAACAAAACUUGUCAAACAGGUACCAAUACCUACCAUAAAAUAAUUUGGAGAUUCUCUGCACCUUCUUCACCAGAUUAGAGUGAGUUAAUUUUUGUGAAACGAAAUGCACAUUCCAGAACCAUUCAAGAUACUUGAAUAAAAGGUUAAACUUAAAUUUGCACAUUUACCAGGAAAAAGAGCUACAUAAAGUCAUACACUUUGCCCACGUUUACUGUGAACUGCUCCAAGGCUUAAGUGGUGUGAAAAUGGCCACGUGGCCCAAGAAUCUGUCCAAUCUUUAGAUAAUGCUGCUCUCAGCUGUGUCAGAGGCUGAAGAUCUGUCACUCAGAGGUAAUCUUUGUUGCUGCUACGCUGAAUAAAGAUACCCAAAGAAAUCUGUUCAUAUUCAGAGUUGGUAAAGUGAGAACAUGAAUAAAGUGGCAAUGAAUGAA
This is a messenger RNA of Elgaria multicarinata webbii, 2152 nucleotides long. RefSeq names its product ring finger protein 128 (gene RNF128). Lineage: Eukaryota; Metazoa; Chordata; Lepidosauria; Squamata; Anguidae. The record is from RefSeq and is a predicted model, not a curated record. The transcript has 7 exons. The coding region runs from base 1 to 1224 and encodes 407 amino acids.